AUGGAUGCAGGUAGUCCACAUUUUGGAAUUGCUGUUAAUCAGCCUAGUAGACCUCCUGUGAAUCAGAGUAAUGUGGGUUCUAACCAAGGUGUUGCUGUGAAUCAGCAACAACAGCAACAAUUGAAACAGAAAAUGUUGAUACAACAGCGUACUGUGCAACAGAAGAAACAACAACAGGCAAUGCAGAAUUAUGAAACUCAAUUUUAUCAAUUAUUAAUGACAUUAAAUAAAAAACCAAAGAGGCUUUAUAAUUUUGUUGAGGGAACAGAUUUGAUAUUGAAGAAAUACGAACAAUAUAGACCAAGUUUUGAAUUUCAUAUUUAUGAAAAUAAUUAUAAGAUUUGUGCACCUGCAAAUACAAGAUUGCAACAGCAACAAAAGGCUCCUGAAUUAUCUACCGAUGGUUUGAUUUUGAAUAAGAAUAAUGAAACUUUGAAAGAAUUUUUGGAAUAUGUCGCAAGAGGAAGAAUUCCUGAAUCGAUUAUGGAAGUGUUGAGAGAUUCAAAUAUUCAGUUUUACGAAGGUAAUUUGAUUCUACAAGUAUAUGAUCAUACAAAUACUGUUGAUAUUGUGGUACCCAAUGAUAACCAGGAUGCAAAUAGGGAUAAAAGACAGAACCAAUCACCAUCGAAAUCAAAUUCAGGUUUGAGUGUAUCACAAGAAAACAUUUCAUCGAAUAUUGUAACUAGAACCACACCUGUUUCCUCCAAUACCACAACGGCAUCAACAGCGUCGGCAGCAAAUGGAAGUUUGCCCAACGCCAGUUCUCAAAACACGGUAAGUUCAGUUAAUACAAAUAGAGAGCAAGCUGGUGUGCAAAAAGACGACCAGACCUCUUCAAUAACAAAUGUAGAUACUGGCGAGAAAGGUCAGAACAAUGCUGCAAAAAAUGCUACCACAUUUAAAAGACCAAGAGUAUAUAGAACGUUAUUAAGACCCAAUGAUCUUACGUUUUAUUAUGAUAUGAUGUCCUACUCUGAUCAGUCAAGGUUUUCAGAUAAUAUUUACCAACAAUUGGAAUCUGAAGUUUUGGCAAUGACGAAAAGAAAUAUUUCUCUGGAAGUUCCGUUGGAUCCUUAUAAAUAUCGUGACAUCCUAGAUCCUGAGCUAUUUAUUGGACCAAAACGUGAUAAAAAAUCAGGAAAAAUUAUCCAUCAACAUCGUGAAGAAUCUAAAAAGGCUGGUACUAAAGCUGUGGUAGGGCAUGUUGAACAACAUGAAGAAGUACCUCAAAAUAGCACGAACUAUGAACAGAUGAUGUUGAUUUUAAAUGAGAGUACCACAACUUCAACGAACUCGACUUUAGCUGUGUCUUUAACAAAGAAGGCAUUACAAGCUUCCUCUGCUAAUAACAAGUCAGGCUCAGGAAGAAAUCAAUCACCUGUUGAAGAUGAUUAUGGUGACAGUAAAUUAAAUGGUCCAUCUGGGGUUGGUAAUGGAUCUAAUAGUCCUGGAAAUAAGGUAUCAAUAGCCGCCGCUGCCGCUGCUGCUGCAGUGGGUGCGAAUGCCCGUAAUGAAAAUAACCAUUUCAACAGAGUCAAAUUCAUCGAGCAAUGGAGAAUCAAUAAAGAAAAAAGACAACAAUCAAUGAGUAAUAAUUUAUCACCAAACUCAUUCAAUACAAGAAUAUCUAUGACUACUCCUAUAAACCCACAACAACAAGCAUUACGUCAACAGCAAAUGUUGCAACAACAACAGCAACCACAGCAGCAACAACAGCAACAGCAGCCACAGCAGCAGCAAAAGGGUAAGGGAGCAAACAAAAGAUCAGCCAGUAACACUGCUGAUAAACCAAAAACUAAAAAACCACGUAAAAAUGCUAAGAAAGCUCAAGGUGAAACAGCAGCUCCUAGAAAGAAACGGGCUCCUAAAAAGAAGCAAAAUGAGACAUCUAAAACCACUUGA
This is a messenger RNA of Vanderwaltozyma polyspora DSM 70294, 1905 nucleotides long. It is a transcript of the gene SPT20, whose product is annotated as Spt20p. Gene Ontology annotation, cellular component: SAGA complex. Gene Ontology annotation, molecular function: transcription coregulator activity. The record is from RefSeq and is a predicted model, not a curated record. Bases 1 to 1905 code for a protein of 634 amino acids. NCBI's taxonomy places the organism in Eukaryota, Fungi, Ascomycota, Saccharomycetes, Saccharomycetales, Saccharomycetaceae. The transcript has a single exon. Gene Ontology annotation, biological process: regulation of transcription by RNA polymerase II.